This is a messenger RNA of Necator americanus (New World hookworm), 1998 nucleotides long. RefSeq lists its product as uncharacterized. The record is from RefSeq and is a predicted model, not a curated record. The transcript has 15 exons. Lineage: Eukaryota; Metazoa; Nematoda; Chromadorea; Rhabditida; Ancylostomatidae. The coding region runs from base 1 to 1998 and encodes 665 amino acids.
AUGAAGUUCAUGAUUUUGCUGGGUCUGGUAGUGUUGACCACUCAACACCCACGCGUGAGCCCCUCUGGCUACGGCAACAAUAAUGCAGGCGAUGUACAGUAUGCAGCAGGAAAAUCACCACAUAACAAACCUGUGGACUACACUUCAGGAACCGGUGACAAUUCACCCAAAUACGUCAAGCCAGUAGGUGGAAGCGCUGGAUCAUAUCGACCACCGCAUGAUACUCCCACUUACGCUGCCAUCCUUGUACCGAAUUACAAUGUUAUUGGAAACAAGAUCGAUUCGCAGAACCUUGGGCAGAUCAAUACCCAGGGACAGCAAAAUGUUCAAAAAGGUGGUGAUCAGACUAACGUUGGAGCUAAUGCCAACCAAGUCAAUGUCGGUCAAGCUAACACUCAGGGAGGAGCAGUAAGCGGAUAUCGGCCAUCCUAUGAUGUUCCUACUUACGCAGCCGUACUCAUCCCGAACUACAAUGUCAUUGGAAACAAAUUCGACUCUCAAACCCUCGGACAGAUUAACACACAAGGUCAGCAAAACAUUCAAAAGGGUGGUGAUCAGACUAACGUUGGAGCUAAUGCCAACCAAGUCAAUGUCGGCCAAACCAAUACCCAGGGAGGAGCCAGCGGUAGCUACCGCCCAUCCUACGACGUUCCUACCUAUGCAGCUGUGCUUAUCCCGAAUUACAAUGUUGUGGGGAACAAGAUCGAUGCUCAAACUCUUGGGCAGAUCAACACCCAAGGACAACAAAACGUACAAAAAGGAGGUGAUCAAACCAACGUCGGACUCAACGCUAACCAAGUUAACGUCGGUCAAGCAAACACCCAAGGAAGUGCUGGUGGCCGUUACCAACCAUCGUACGACGUUCCCACUUACGCCGCUAUACUCAUCCCUAACUACAACGUCGUCGGUAAUCGGUACGACGUACAAAAUCUCGGACAGGUUAGCAAUCAAGGACAACAGAAUGUACAGAAAGGAGGUGAUCAAACUAACGUUGGAGCCAAUGCAAACCAAGUUAAUGUCGGUCAAGCUAACACCCAGGGUGGACCUGCUGGAGGGUACAGACCUUCUUACGAUGUUCCCACAUAUGCUGCUGUUCUGAUUCCAAACUACAAUGUGAACACCCAAGGUCAAACAAGUAUACAGAAAGGCGGUGAUCAGACCAAUGUAGGUAGCAAUGCUAACGCCGUAAACGUCGGACAGGUCAACAACCAGGGUAAAGCAGGCGCACAACCUAGCUACGAUGCACCACGCAAUCGUGGUCCAACCACAAUUGCUGGGAACAAAGUUAAACAACAAAACCUUGGACAGUAUAACAAUCAGGGACAGAGAAAUUACCAACAGGGAGGAGCCCAGACUAAUCUAGGUUAUAACAAGAACGUCGUCAACGUCAGUCAGAGCAACACUCAAAGUGUUGGUGGACAAAACUCUGCCAGGACGCAAAUAUCGCGCCCUGCGCUGGUCCGAAGGCAACAGGGAGGCGGAGUCUGGAUGACCCAUUGCGGUUCUGGCGACUGGGCGCUAAAUGGUGGAGAAGCAACCGUGAUUAUGGGAGGGGUGAAGCAGGCCAGCAGCGGCCAGGCGAUUUUCGCGGGUACCUCUUGUCCUGCAUCCGUUCUUAUCAGCUUGAUGGUACGGUUCAAGAAAAGAAGGCAUGGAAUUCAGCAUCAACCGAACCGACAUGGCAGGAACAACAGUGUUGCAUGUAAUGUACAAGGUUUUGAAGAGGACCAUCCUGGAUACGCUAACAAGACAUCGCAAAGAAACCAAGCGCGACGAACAAGCAGGCUUUCGUUCUGGUCCACCGACGAGGCAGCGGUAUUCGAAGCUUCUCUGGACAUCGAAGCCGCUUUCGACUCUCCUCUUCAAGGACGUCUUCUUAACGCGCUGCGCGCCAUUUUGAUUUCAGGAAAAUUCGUACACCUAAUAAGCGACAUGGAUAGAAGAACAACUGCUGCUGUUCGAACACCAACUGGAUGUACCACACCUUUCGAAGUGUAA